Knipowitschia caucasica is the source of this 2304-nucleotide messenger RNA. Lineage: Eukaryota; Metazoa; Chordata; Actinopteri; Gobiiformes; Gobiidae. The record is from the annotation of a GenBank genome assembly.
AUGGAGGAGGCUGAGGUGUGGUCCUGGUGCUUCCCUCACUUGACCAGCUCAUGCAGGCGUCUGCAGCAGCCUCACUCCUCCACAGUGCUCCUCUACUCUCUCCUGGCCUUCAUCUCUCUGCUCACCGUGUGUCUCAAUCUGCUCGUCAUCGUCGCCAUCUCUUACUUCAGGCAGCUGCAGACUCCCACCAACGCCCUGCUGCAGUCGCUGGCUCUGUCCGACCUGGUGGUGGGGCUGCUGGUGAUGCCUGUAGAGGGGGUGAGACACAUGGAGAUGUGCUGGGUGCUGGGCAGGCUGCUGUGUGCUCUGACCCCGUAUGUGUCCUACUGCCUGCUCUCGGCCUCUUUAGGAAGCAUGGUGCUGAUCUCCAUAGACCGCUACCUGGCCAUCUGCGACCCGCUGCUCUACUCGUCCAAAGUGAGCGUGAACCGGAUGCGGGUGCUCAUCUGUCUGUGCUGGGCCUGCUCUCUGCUCUAUAACGGCUGUAUUCUGAUAGGACACCUGAGCCGGCCCGAGCGCUACAGCACCUGCCAUGGCGAGUGCGUGGUGGUCAUCAGCCACGCCGCGGGCACGGUCGACCUCUUUGUCACGUGUGUGGGCCCGUGCACUGUCAUGAUUGUCUUGUACUUUCGAGUGUUUGUCGUCGCCGUCUCUCAGGCUCGUGCCAUUCGCUUGAGAACCACUUCCACCACAAAGGCCUCUGUGGUGACCGUGGUCCAGGCCUCGGAGAAGAAGGCGGCCCGCACUCUGGGUGUUGUGAUCCUUGUCUUUCUCAUUUGCUUCUGUCCGUACUACUAUCCCGCUAUUGCUGGGGUUGAACUGUCGAAUAACUUAUCCUACUUUUCUAUUCUGUCCUGGAUCAUGAUGCUGAACUCAUGCAUGAAUCCGCUAAUUUAUGCCAUGUUUUAUCCCUGGUUUAGAAAAGCGCGCUGUUCCCGAACGCAAACGGCCAGCGUCGGAAGAGCAACUUUGUCCCAGGGUAGAAUGAAGAGAGGAGCCAAGCGGAUAUGUGCCCGGUCUGAGAUACCCCACCACCACUCCUCCCUGCUUCCACCUCACUCUCUGCUGCUGCCGUUCCCGUAUGUUCCACGCAUCAGUAAUCCCAUUCACUUCCAUCAGCUCACUAUGUGGAUACCAGCCUUGCUCCUAUGGAUCCUUAACAGCAGCCACUUGUGCUUCGGACAAGACUAUACAGACUAUAAUCAGGCGGGGGACACGGGCACAGAGAGCCCUGUGACUGAAGCGGACUUCAGCUCCGUGAACAGUGUGGACGAGCUGCUCCGUCUCCUGCUCCCGGAGUACAGUCUGCUGCAGCAGUGUCUGAGGAAGAGGCCGUGGCCUUCAUCCUUUUCCUCCGCUGUGCCUCCACUGUCUGAUGAUGAAGAUCUGUGGCGUUCAGAAGCGGUUUAUAAAUUUGACGGAACUUUGGGAGUCAUCCUUGAAGAGAUCCAGAGGACAUCAUGUCAGCCUAGAGAAGUGUGUGUUGAAGUUUCCAAAGAAUAUCCAGACUCCACGACUCAGCUGUACCUCCCCCGCUGUGUGGCUGUGCACCGCUGUGGAGGAUGCUGCAACACCGAGGCCUCCUACUGCACCAACACCAGCCACUCUCUGGUCAAUAAGACACUGAUGGAGCUGACCCCACCCCGCAUGGAAAGGACUGUUGUCAUGGUAACCUUUGUCAACCACACUUCAUGUGAAUGCUUAUCCAAAAGACCCCUGCACAGUAUCAUAAGACGAGCCACAGACCACUUGUGUUCUCCACCUGACAUUCCCUGUGCUGCAGGCUCAUUAUGGGACCCCGUCAGCUGCAUGUGUGUUUCUAUGGACACAAUCAACUACUCCCAACGAGAAGCUGAGGCUCUCGACUCCAGCUUGCUGGCUCUGUGUGGACCAAACAGAGUUCUGGAGCAGUCGACCUGUGAGUGUGUGUGUAGAAAUGGCCUGACUGAAGCUAGCUGCGACCUGGGCUGGAAACUGGACCAUGACACCUGUGAAUGUCAGUGUGAAGGUCCAGAAGAGGGAAAGUGGUGCCCUCCUGGACAAAGAUGGGACGAGGAUUUGUGUGGCUGUGUGUGUGAUACCACUUGUCCCGGGAACCAGCCCUUAAACCCUGACACGUGCCUGUGUCAGUGCAGAGAGAGCAUACAGACGUGUCUACGGCAAGGCAAGAGGUUCAACCCCAACACCUGCAGUUGUUACAGACUCCCGUGCAGAAAGCCCAGGCGCGUGUGCCAGGCAGGAUUUUACUACAGCCAUCAAGUCUGCCAGUGCAUCCCCAACUACAUGAGGCCAGAGUGGAACUAG